AAAAACUAAAAGAAAAUAAACGGAGAGGGAGAGAGGAAAAGGAUCAGAGGAGUAAGAGGUAAGUUAGAAAUCAGAGGGAGGAAAAACAGAGGGGUCGGGUAAGAAGAAGAGAGAUGUCACCGGCGAUUAAGAAAAAGACUUCGCCGGUGAAAGAGAAAGAGAUGGUGGCAGAGUCUUAGAUCACUGGCGAGGAGUAAAGAAGAGCUCGCCGGUGAUGGUGACGGUGGCGACCCAGAGGACGAUGGUGAGAAGAAAGAAGAGGUGACGAAGAAGAAGGCAGAUUUUCUGCUGUUUUUGGCAAACAGAAGAGAUGAAGAACAAGAAAUCAGAGACGACGCCGGCUGUGCAUGCAAGCUUCUGAAAGAGAAAGAGAUGAUGGUGAUGGCCGUUGAAGCGGCUAAGAAGAAGAAGAAUGGCAGCGGUGAGUGGUGCUAAGAGCAAAAAGUCAGAUGAGUGAGAAAAGGGCCGUGGUGCUGCUGCAUGCAGAAAAAGCGUUCGGUAAAGACAGAUCGGAACAGAAGUGGUUUGCAUAUGUUGUUAUGGAGGAGGCGAUAAUAAUGUACUCAUCCGAGGGAAAAGUGUACAAUCUGUCAUCAAACACAGAAAGCAUGCACGGAGAAGAAUUGGUUCAAUCAAAAGAACAUGAAAAGAUCAAUGACUUGCAAGAGAGAGGAUAUAUGAAAUACGGAUGUCAACAUUAUCGGAGAAGAUGUCGUAUUAGGGCCCCCUGCUGCAAUGAGAUUUUUCACUGUCGCCAUUGUCAUAAUGAGGCAAAGGAUGAUAUCAAGAUUGAUCCAAAGCUUAGACAUGACCUUUCCCGUCAUCAAAUUAAACAGGUGAUAUGUUUACUUUGCGGGACUGAACAAGAGGUUCAGCAAAACUGCAUUAGUUGUGGAGUUUGUAUGGGGAAGUACUUUUGCGGGAUAUGCAAGCUUUUUGAUGACGAUGUAUCUAAGAAACAAUACCAUUGCGGCGGCUGUGGAAUUUGCAGAACUGGAGGAUCUGAAAAUUUCUUCCACUGCGACAAGUGUGGUUGUUGCCAGUCUACUCUGCUGAAAAAUAGUCACGCUUGUGUGGAGAAGGCAAUGCAUCAUGAUUGUCCUGUUUGUUUUGAGUAUUUGUUCGAAUCGAUGGAUGAAAUCGCUGUCUUGCCAUGUGGACAUACAAUCCAUAUCAACUGUAUGAAUGAAAUGAGAAAGCAUUUACAGUAUGCAUGCCCUCUUUGCUCAAAGUCAGUUUGUGAUAUGUCAAAGGUUUGGGAGAAGUUUGACUUGGAGAUUGCUGCUACACCAAUGCCUGAACAAUAUCAAAAUAAAAUGGUUUGGAUCCUUUGCAAUGAUUGUGGUAAAAGUAGUAACGUAAAGUACCAUAUUAUUGCUCAAAAGUGCUUGAAUUGCAACUCCUACAACACAAGACAAACUUGAGGCUGAAGAGAAAAGUGGGGGUUGUUACAUUUACUCUUAUGCUUUGUGAAUGAAGUUGUGGCAACCCCAUGUUUAAUUGGAACAACAACUUGAACGGCGUUAAAACCUAGUUGGAUCGGCACAUGUUCAACUUUGUCGUGUUGGGUUAACCAAUUGCAAUUACCCUUUUAAGUGUGUUUUUAGGUGUGAUAUGUGAAAUAAUGUGAACUUCUAUGAUUAGCUUUAUGGUUGUGGAAUUUUACUAGGAACUAUCUUAUCUUAUUAUAUCCGUUUAGUAGAUCUGAAUGUCUGUCUAGUUUGGAUUAUUAUAAAUAUGUAACAUAUAUAUAUGUUGUGUUUCACGAAUAUCUUGCGAGUUUCAUAUGAAAUUCUGCUGU
Molecule: messenger RNA, 1801 nt
Organism: Arachis duranensis
Lineage: Eukaryota; Viridiplantae; Streptophyta; Magnoliopsida; Fabales; Fabaceae
Product: probable E3 ubiquitin-protein ligase RZFP34
Exons: 13
Coding region: 450-1424 (324 amino acids)
Biological process (GO): protein ubiquitination; ubiquitin-dependent protein catabolic process
Cellular component (GO): nucleus
Molecular function (GO): ubiquitin protein ligase activity; zinc ion binding
Source: RefSeq, a predicted model, not a curated record